AUGCCCAAAAGAAAGCCAAAGAACGCCGGACGCGCCGCAGCGGAAAACAAAAAGGCGAAAGAGGACCCUUCGGACGAAACGAAGAUCGAACCGCUUGACCAGGACUUCGAGCUUUUGGGCAUUCCGAGCCCCGUCGAUGAGAUGAAGGAGCGAGGGAUCUGCUUUCCAGAGCGCUACCCACGAGGCUACCUGAAAGGGACGGCUAAAGGGCUUGCCGCUGAGCUCGAGAACAAAGUCGCCUCUUGGUCGGAAAAGUACGCGGUAAAUGAUAUGGCGAAACUGGAAAAGAAACUGUCGUCAAAACAAUGGGGAGAGGUCAUCCAGGCGGCUGCAACCUACUGCGCCCAAUGCCCGGUUGAUCUGCUGAAGGGCUUGCUCCCUUCCUCGGUCUACCGGCGUCUGCCUGAGCUUCUUGCACAUGCUAUUGUAAAUAGAACCGUGUGGCGGAUCGUGCAAACCCCGUUCUAUUUUGUCGAGCCAGAGUACCUCAACGACAAAGUAGCAAAGGUAAACCCCUUCGUCUACCAACCCCCUGCAGGUUUUGGGUUAUAUCUCCGCCAGCUUUUUCAGACGACAAUGUGGGCCAGACGCGAGGACACCAUCAAAUGGCGACAACUCCUGCUUCGAUCCAUCGCGACACACACGUCAGCCGUUGACCUACAUUGCGGUGGCGGCAUGAGCCUCAGCUUCGAGAUGCAAGGCCGGAUGGACACUGCGAAAGAAAAGCUCACCAGUCUGCUUCUCCAGGGCCCGCUUCACCUCCUCCUCAAGCAUUCCUCUAUCAGCAAGGAGCAGCGCAACAAGCUAGCCGACAUCAUUAUGCUAGCAACCAAGUUCUCCAUCGUAUGCGGCAUAACAGACAAGGAAUUUAACUUCCGGCUCUUCGACCAGCUGCCGCUCUACGGAAGCCGGCACUCGCGCAUGAUGGAACCCGAUGCCACGAGCAAGGCCGCACAGAGCGACAAAGACGUUGACCGUGUCCUCGAGAACCGGCUUGUUGUCUUGACGCUCCGCCCGGUUUUCACCUACAAAAUCGGAGUCCAGCGCAUGGGUCCGCCCUCGAGCGAGCACGUUGUCGCCAAGGCAAUCGUCGUAUUGGCUAAGAAGGAAGCGCCGAGGCCUGUGGUCGACGAAGCAACGCACGCUGGCCCCGCUGGGAGCGAGUCUAAACACCAUUUGUUCAGCAACUUGGACCCCGGCGUCGCUGACAAGCUCAAGAAGCCGUUCAAACACCAGUUCAACAUGUACGAUGACGACGGUGACGUUGCAUCCAGCAAUAUCACCCCGCUGGGAACUGUGAUGUCCUCUGUGAUCAAGGAUGAGUAA
This is a messenger RNA of Aspergillus mulundensis, 1326 nucleotides long. RefSeq lists its product as uncharacterized. The transcript is spliced from 3 exons. NCBI's taxonomy places the organism in Eukaryota, Fungi, Ascomycota, Eurotiomycetes, Eurotiales, Aspergillaceae. The coding region runs from base 1 to 1326 and encodes 441 amino acids. The record is from RefSeq and is a predicted model, not a curated record.